This is a messenger RNA of Symbiodinium sp. CCMP2592, 14544 nucleotides long. The record is from the annotation of a GenBank genome assembly. NCBI's taxonomy places the organism in Eukaryota, Dinophyceae, Suessiales, Symbiodiniaceae.
AUGGAGCUGUGUGACAAGUCUUGUCAGGAGGAAACUGAGGCCACUAGCAUGGCCCUCCCGGAAGACAUUGAUCUUCUGGAAGAUGAUGUCCAGGAGGCCAGUGUGGAGAAGCUUUCUCAUGAGGCUUCCUUGCGGAUGUCAGUUGCCAUACAAGACGCAGGGUUAGGUUUAGGGCGUUGCGUGAUUGACACAAAGCUUCCUUGGGAACUUCCGGGACUUGAGCUGGUUUUUGGUUCUCGUGCAAGUGUGCUUCCAAAAGCCAGUGAUGCCAUUUUACCACAGGCGGUGCCUUUUCCUGUCAGGGAAUCUGUUGAAGAGGCAUCCUCUUCGCGCGACUGUGCGCAUCGUGCAAAGAAGGCCAGAGCAAGCGUCACCCUGGGAGCCUGCUUUCGGGAUGUUGUCAAUUUCAACCUUGUGGAAACUGACGCUGCGCUUGAAGAAGUCAAAUGGACCAGAGCUUUAGAAAUGUGGCUAUUCGUGAUCAUGGAGGACUCCAGCUGUUCUGCGAUAGGAUCACGGAUUAGCCGCAAAAACGGAGCUGAUGCCAUGAAGUGCCUUCGUGAACUCUUCGGGAAGAAAGCAUCCAGUACCGUCGCAAAGCGUGGGAGUGCAAUGCAGAAGUUCGUUGUGUGGGUACACAAAGCUUGCCCAGGCGAGUGUGCCCUGCCUAUCACUUCAAAGCGUGUCGAUGAUUACAUCGAGCAACUACAGGAAGCUAAGGUCCGACCUGGAUCUUUCACAAGCUUUACUGAAGCUGUCAAUUUCUCAGUGCAUGUCGUUGGCUUGCCUUUCGAUUGUGACGGAUCUCUGAGGAACCCUUUCUCAGGAAAGCAGUUGUUCAGUCCUUGGGCUCGUGGGGCUGUUGCGCUGGAGAUACAGAAGAAAGCAGAGAGGAGGCAGAGCGCUGUCCUAACCACUGACAGCGUUCUUUACCUUGAGGCUUUCUUGAGCGACGAGGAUGAAGAUUUAGUCGACCGUUACGCUGCAGGAUGCAUGCUCUUCGGUUUGUUCAGCCGUAGUCGCAUUAGUGAUCUCAGAAAGGUCAAGGAUUGGAUUUUGGAUUUUGAUUGUUUGCAAAGCCACGGGCAAGGUUUCCUUGAGUGCAGCACUCGCAGUCACAAGACUGAGAAGGACGUCGCGGCCAUUGGUCUUGCCAUGCCCCUUGUUGCACCGGCUGUCGGCUUAGGUAAGGUGAGCUGGGCUGUUACAUUCAGCAAGGUUGCUUCUGCAGUAGGUUUGGGGUUCGUAGGUCGGCCUGAGGGGCCUUUGCUGCCCGCUCCGGACGUUACCGGAGGAUGGUUGUCCAGGUCGGUGACCACCUCCGAAGCUGGGGCUUGGCUCUGCAAGAUUCUUGAUAAGGGAGGGCAGCCAUCCCAAGGGAUCACAGGUCACAGCUUGAAAAGCACUACACUGACCUGGGCCUGUAAGUUUGGUUUCGAUAAGUAUUCCCGGUUACAACUUGGACACCAUGCCACUGGCGAAGGAACAUUGCACACCUAUGGCCGAGAUUACUUGGCGCCUGCCCUCAGGCGCUAUGAUGAAAUGUUGGCUGCAAUCAGAAACGGAACAUUCUUCCCGGACCUUACGCGCUCGGGUCGCGUGCGAGGCACUGCACAGGUUCCGAAGGUGGAGGUCUCUGAUGAUGAAGUGCCUGAUCCCGGGUUGACCAGCUUCGCUUCAGAAGGUUCUUUUGAGGCCAUUGGUGUAGCAUCCGCCGGAGAGAAGAGUGAUGAAGAUCAGGUUGCAGCACCCACUGACCAUGAGCUGUCCUCUUCGGACAGCAGUAGCUCGCAGGACGAAGUCGUUGCAGGCAGGGACCACCCCGACUUGGACAACGACGAGAUGGACACAGGUCGUUCAUCUUUGCGCACAAGGCAGUUCGACCGGAGUUUUUGCGUGUGGGCGGAAGGUGACGUCCGAUUUCAAGGAGGAGCAUUGGCCGAGGCCGUUAACGCUAUGAUGCAGCGAAAGUCGGAUCGUGCGGCCGAGGUCGGAUUGUCUGCCGACGACAUCGCGGCCCUCACUGGAUCCGGCAUCCACAGUCUAGCCCGUCUAGCUUUUGCGGCAGUGCCGCCAGGGGCUACGCCUUCCAAUGAUCAGGUCCGCGAGCUUUUUGGUACUCGAGUAAUCAACGCUGGUGUCGUCGCUGCCACAAAGCGACUGAUCUUUGAGGCUCACACGAUGGUUGUUGCAGAUCUUAAGCAGAAAGUUGAAAAAGGGGAUGAUCCAACAUCCCAGCGACUGAAUCCUGCUGAGCGCGAAGCUCGCAUCACAAGGCAGCGGGCCCGGCUCACAGGGUUAACGCACCGUGGAGUGGAAGAGGUCGCAUUCGAGGCGUACAAUUUGGUGUACGGCAUGUUGCAACAAGACACGCUUGUGUACCAGCAUCCAAACAAAUUCACCACGCGUCAGCAUGAACUUCAGCUUAAGAAGGCGGUGAAGGAGGUUUCGUUGGAUGGGAGUGGCUCCUUGACAGUGCGAGACAAGCCGCAGCAGGCCACAUGUGAUACCCACGGAGAGCUGGAGCUGGUUCAAGCGCUCCGCCGAAGGGCGCUCGCAUUCGACCUCGUAGGCUGCUGCUCUUACGAUGCUAUGAACAUGUAUCAUAGCCUGCUCAUCCAGCGAGUCCAGGACGCGCCGCCGCCUAACUACGCAAAGGUUAGUGUGGUUCAGGCACUCCGCGCAGACAGAGCGGCUUUCACGAGGAUCGCUGAGAAGGUGCGUAGCCUGAAGACAGGCGCGGAUGGGGUCCGUCCAUUGGACCGUGCCUUCGAGAACAUUCUCGAUGACACACAUGUCAGCUUUCAUCUUCUGCCGCUUGCCAUUCCCGAAAAACCUAAGCACCCGCCGCCUCCGCUCAAAAGGAAGGUCGAGGAUCAGCAGGCCGAUGACAAAGGGAAUAAGCCAGGUAAGAAGGGCAAAGGCACAGGGAAAGGUAAGAAAGGUGGUGCUAGGCUGCGUGUGCCGAAGGAGUUGAUUGGAAAGUGGAGCCAGAACAAAGAUGGUGAACGCUUGUGCUGGGCAUUUAAUAUGCAGUGCGGCUGUGGAGACGCCGCCCCGGGGAGCAUCACAAGAAAAGCGGCGCUUGAGGGCCUGGGGCCCCUGAGCUUCGGACUGGGAAGGAGCGAGUGUCCUUCCUUGGACGUGUUUGCUCAGGGGCCGGGAGGUUCACUGCGGCUCUUCGUGCAUGUGGAAUGUGAGGCAGACCUGCCCUGGGACACACCUCACGGAUACAUUUUCCGAAUGCAGGUACAAGCGAAUGAUCGUAUUUCUCAUAACACGGCCGUCACGCUCGACAUCCAGCUUAGUUGCAAGGACAUUGUGGAUCAAGCGAAGUGGCUUGUUGCUCAAAGACUCUUCGAGCUGUUUGGUCGUUUUCCGAAGUUGAGUUCUUUUCACCUGGUUCAGGACGGAGUCUGCAGUAUGUGCUCUGCGGUCUUGCUUCCGUCGCAGAGAGUUCCAAGUGACCGCAGUGGCCCAUCUGACAUCAAGCCGCACAAGGCGAAUCCGAGGCGCAUGUUAGAGCGUGCGAAAGGAGGAUACUCAUUCUUGAACAUCGCGCAGAAGCAGUCGCAUCCCAGCGGAGAUGUGUUUGUCAGGGUUUUUGAGCGGGAUGAAGACAUGUCGUCCUGGAGUUCGGCGUUCGCGCCGGUGAAGAAGAGACACUCCACGACACAGGAGCGCAGGCGAUGUGACAAAGAAGAGACCAAGAAGCGAAAGAAGAAAGAGAGGAAGUCGGCAUCAGUCCCGGAAGAUGCCGACAAUCGGGCAGAGCAGUUGCCCUCCUCCAGCUACACCGCCCGAGACCCUCAGGAGCAGGAGGGUUCAGCCCACGAAGGGCUUCCCGCCAACUUGGGCAGGUGGGUCUUCCAUGCCUCUUGGGAACCGACAGAAGAAGGAGACCAGCCGGAAGCGCCUCCCAAACGCAGUCCGGGGAGAGCAGCUGCGAAGAUGCUGGUUCGCGCCGGCCUUCGCUGUAAAUGUCAUUUCGCUCUCGACUGCCAAUGCAGUGACGUGCAGGGCUGGGAGAGUUUCCUGCGUGAGCAAGACGAGAUGAUUCCGACGAUCUACGGGCUCAUGCCCAUGAGGCGAAAAGCUAAGAAGAACCGCAAGCACAAGAAGAGCAAAGAGUCCAAAAGAGACCGACGCACCAAGAAGAAGGCGUCGAAGAAGCGCGCACCCAAGGCAAAGAAGAGCUCGUACAGCUCUGAAUCCUCCUCGUCCUCGUCUUCGCCGGAACGCCGCCGCCACAAGCGCAAGGAGCGUGCGGAAGCCGCUCCCUCGAGCCACAAGGGGGAGUCUUACCACACACCGUCCUUUACGAAGGACCAUUCCUUUGGAAGUGGCAAAUGGGGCGGACAGAGCUCCGGGUGGAAGCAGCCAGGCUGGCACUCGAACAAACAAUGGCAAGCCAAGUCUUGGCAGCCCAGAGGCUCCGGCAAGCCCUGGAACACUUGGACGGCGCAUGAGAAGGGUUACCAGUGGAAGCUCCCCGAACAGGAAGAAGAAGCCGAAGAUAGGGAGGAAGCUUCCAUGCAGGAAGCACUCAUGAAGAGUGCAAUGGAGGAGGCGUGGUCCGACCGCACUCGGACUUUGUCCUACAGUGAACUCCCGGCGGAUCAGCGCGGCCCCCCCUACAAAGAAGUCAUGGAGAAUGUGGAAGCUGAUGACAUCGAGCGCAUGGCCGCGCGGAUCAAGGAGCACUCCCGCCUCCCGGAGGCAAUGAUCAACUAUGUGUCCCGGUUCCUGGCCUCCCUCCCCGACGGGACGCUGCCGCAAGAGUUGAAAUGGGCGCAGCAUUCAGGAUCGCAUUUCUCCGCCUCGAUCCUCGAACUGGAGCUUAAACCCGACAUCGCCGCGCCGGAGCAGCUCCAGAUCCCGGACCCCGUCCACUCGCAGAGUCUGACGGCCGCUCACGGCACGAAGUGGUCCUCGGCUCACGGCAUUUUGAGCCAAAAGAUCAUCCGCCCUCAAGCAGCUCAGACCGACCAGUACCCGCCAUACGGGUUCUUCGCCCGUGGCAGCUGCGAGCAGUACUCCUCGCACACGGCAAUGAAGGCCCUGGAAGGGGUUGCGAGGAAAGCAAAGGCCUCGGGAAGUGGCAUCGCAAUUUUGGUGUCCGCAAGGGCACACGCGGUCCAACUCUUGGAAGGAGGACGGGCCGAGGAGCCCUUGCUAGAUCACGAGGUGGAGCUGCUCGAUUUGGAGCGGCUAGCAGAGUUGGAAGAUCCAGGUGAGUUGGAUCAGUGGCCAGAGCAGGAACGGCCCGAAGCAACAUUAGCGCUCACGCCAGCUGAGUCAGAGCUUUUCUCUGCAUCGGCCAGUGCCCGGCCCCAAAACCAGCAAAGUUCGCCGAGCGGCGUGCUUCAAGGGCGCGAGUACGAGCAGGCCCUGCAAGGCUGCUUGUUGAGGGCUGCUAAACGGCCAAGAAUAGUCAUGCCUUGGGAGACCCCCUUGAUGCGGGACAUUUUUGGAACCACUGAGCCCCCGGUCGUGGUGCCGCAAGCUCAGUUACAAACCACAGCCCCGCCUUCCGAGCCGGACCGAGACCCGGGCGAAGCCAUUGGCAAGAUACUUAUGCCACCCAGAGCGGGGGCGUCAUCCGCUUUGUCGGCAGUCAAGAACCGCCCCAACGUGAAUUUCCCCAAGAGUGAACAAGCUUCAAGACUGAAGGGAAUCUCUCUGUGGUGCGACGUCAUAGGGGUCGCUCCACAACACUUCGGCAUCACCAGGCACGUCCAGCUAUCGGACGAAGACAACGGCGGCCAAGUCGCCACCGAGCUUUUCACGUGUGUCGAUGCAGUGAUGGGGGUCAAAGCCCCAUCCACCAUCAACUCUAGAGGGAUGGUUGUGAAAAGGUACCUUUAUUGGUGCACGCAGAACGACAGGUUAGCAUGGCCGAUGAAGGAAGCAGUGUCGUUCGAUUAUGUCCACCACCUCAAGGCACUUGGUGCUCCAACCGCUCCGGCCUCAUUUCUGCAGGCGGUAAACUUCAUGAUCUACACGAUUGAACCCGAGGGAGCAACGGCCAUCAUUUCCAGCUUCCUGAUUCAGGGAGUGGCUAAGCAAGCCUCGAGCAAGAAGAGACCAUUGAAGCAGGCGCCGGCGCUUACCGUCGCCAUGGUACUGCGCUUGCACGCCAUCCUCAGGAACACAUCUGAAGGAGUUUUUGACCGGCUAGCUGCAGGACUCAUGCUCAUGUGCGUGUAUGGACGCUGCAGAUGCUCCGACCUCAGACACAUUGAGGAGAUAUGUCUGGACAUUACAGGGAGGCACGGCUUUAUCGAAGUCCGGACGGAACAUCACAAGACAGCCAACAGAGAAAAGAGAAGGCUCCUGCCCAUCGUAGCUCCAGCCUUUGGAGUCACAGACGAGAACUGGGCCGAGCAGUUCCUAACCUUACGGAAGCAAGUCCUCGGCGAAUUUGCGCCCGGGCCAUUCCUACCCGCUCCUCUUUCUGACGACUCCUUCUCUGAGCGCAGCCUCGAGAGUGACGAAUUCACGUCGUUGCUGCGCUACCUACUAAGGCAGCUGGAUAACGUAGAAGAUCUCACGUCUCACAGUUGUAAGGAGACGGUGCUGGCAUGGAUGGCCCGCUUCGGGGCCGACAAACCCACCUUGGAAUUCCUAGGUCGGCACGUGGGGAGCAUUACGUCGAGCGACGUGUAUGCCAGGGGGAUGCAAUCCCGGCCUCUGCGAAAGCUCGCGAUGGCUCUAAACGCCAUACGGGCGGGUACAUUCCUGCCCGAUGAGACAAGAAGCGGUCUCUUCAGGUCCCGCCAGGACAGCCGGCCCAUCGAGACGGGCAUUAACUCCCGUGGGGAACCAUCAGAAACGACGUCUGCCUGGAAGGUAGUCUCGAACGAAGAAGAAAGGAGUCCUGCCUCUCCUGAUCGAGACCAGGAAACAGCAUCAUUGCCGUCGGCAGCACCAGCCCCGGUGUCGGAGGAGGAAGCCAACAGCGGUGCUGAGGUUCCAAAACCUCAAAUCAUGCCCUCACUCCUGGACAGCGAAGCUCAGUUCCUGCAGCGCGCUGCUGAGCUUGGCAUACCGGAUGCGGCGGCACAGGCGUUCAAGAGGCACGGUUUGGCGACACUCAAUCGCUAUGGUUUUGCCCACGGUCAGCCGGGGCAGCCGAUCGACGAGACCCUAUUCAACACCUUUUUCGAAGGCAUCGCCGGGGUAGGGCAAUCGCUGAGAACAUUGUCAGCAGCCAGGAACCUUCUGUUUGAGGCCCACGUGUUUAUCAGCGCCAGCCUCAAGAACAGGGUUGAAGCGACGGCCGACACAGCAAAGCCGGUCCCGAGAGCGGAACGCAGCGCGAGGCUCGACAGCCUUCGUGCAAAGUACCCAGGUCUCGAAAUUUCCAAAGGUCUGGAGCCAGGGCACGCCAUGCUGGAUUCGGCCUCGCAUCAAGCUGAGUCCAAAAUACUCAAGUACAUGCCGCCCUCCAGGUGUGCAUCCAGAGAACAGGAAAUGAUGAGCAAUAAGUCAUCGGCCAAGCUCUUGGAAAUUGAGGGCUCACAGGUCAAGGUCAAGGAGAACGACAAAGGACUGUUCAUCGAGAACAAUACCGAGUUCCUGGUCUACCAGGCACUACGCAGGCGCGGCUUGGCAUAUGAGUUCGCGGAUCUCGUCACAUUCACCGUCCACCAGAAAUGGGUGGAUUGGCUGUUCGGAGAACUAUCCAAAGAGCAACCGGCCCGGUUCCAAAAAGUUCAGAUGUUCCAGAUCCUGCGAGCAGACAAGGCAGCCUGGCUUCACAUGGCUGACGUGGUAAAGGAUAUCAGACCGUCAGACGGCACUAGACCUAUCGACGCCGAGUUCGCCAGGUUGCCCACGGUACACUCGGUCGUGUUCGCACUCCUGCCCUUGCAGCAGUUCAGCCCAAAGGGAGGUGACCAGAAGGGCGACCGGGCCGGCAAGGGCAAGAAUGGCAAAGGUUGGAAGGGCAACAGGCCGUCUCCGUAUGACAUGCCGCAUCAAGACACGUGGUUUAGUCGCAAGGGAGGCAAGGACCGGAACUCCAAGGGCAAAAGCAAAGGGAAGGGCAAGGGCAAGCACCAGCAGGAUAACUAUGAGGCUCCUCGCAUGCCCAAGCUUUUGCUUGGCCUUCACUACAAGUGCCCCACGUCUGGGAGGCCCAUCUGCUUUGGGCACAACUUACCCGGGGGAUGCCCCGCGGGGAAGAACAACGAGUCCGAAUGCGACCGAGGGAAAGUUUUCCAGUCAUGCUUCGCCCUCGAGCUUUUCGCGGGCACCGCGGGCAUCACGGCCGCCAUGAAGAGUGUCGGCCUGUUGGACCUUUCACUUGAGGCCUCUCAACACCUUGUUUUCCAGAUUUUAAGUUCAGAUCAGCUAGUUUUUGUGUGGAUGGCGCCACCUUGUGGAACGUGUUCGCGGGCCAGGGAGAUCGCCAUGAGCACCUCUCGCUACGGACCAAGACCUCUCCGUUCGGAUGAUUUCCCAGACGGACUGCCGCAUCUACUUGAUCACGAAGCAGAACGUGUGAAGAAAGCAAACGAGCUGUACAAACUUGUGACUCAAGUGUGCAUUAGAUGCACGGACAAGCAACUCCCCUGGACGGUGGAGAACCCCUUCUCCUCCUUGUUCUGGCGAACCUCUUUCUGGACCGAGGCGCAAUCUCGGUGCAAUCCGAGAUAUGUGCAAUUUCAUUCGUGCAUGUAUGGAAGCGAUCGCAAGAAGAACACCGCUCUGGCCUUUUUCGGCAAAGUGCCUCUGGACAGACUCCAUGCUGAAUGUGACAACAGCCACGCUCACAAAUCAUGGGGAUGGUCCCAUGAGGACCAGACCUUCUCCACUUCUUUGGAGUCGGCGUACCCGGCCAAACUGUGCAAGCAAGUGGCUCAUGCUGUCAAGGAUGCCUGCGAGGCAGACAAUUUUGUCAUGGAACCUCUAGACAUGUUGCGGGCAUCGCAACUGCCGCUUGCGGCAGAGAAAGUCUCAAGAGCAAUGGCAUCCGAGGGUACCACGAAGUCCAAUCUACCCAACUUCGUUCCAGAAUACCGGGUGAUUCUCAAGGCAUUCAUUCCGAGAUCUUCCUGUACGUGGCGCAUCAAGGAUUUCAUCGAGCACCCUUUGAUCACCCCGCAGGUCACCAUUCCCGAAGGCUCCCGUCUGCUGGAAAUCUCUCCCAGAACAGAAGGGGAGAACUCCACGAUUCCAGCAGAAGCGGACACAAUCUGCACAUUUGGAGUGCCUUGGAGCCCCGGCGAGUUCCUGAAGGAAGCGGCGGGAAGAGGACACCCAGCCGACGCGAUCUCGACAGUGCCUGAACCACUGAAAAGAUCCAUUUGGGAACUUGCGGCUGACGAUCCAUCGGCGGUCGCUGAAAGGCGAGCGUCCUUCUUCCGCAAAUGGAUGUCGGUUGCUUCGGAGCUCUACGAAGAGGAAAAGGCCUUGAAGGACUCGAUGGACGAGGGAGUAAGGUCGGUAGUAAAGGACAAGAAGAUCCUGCUCUUCAAGGAGAUGGUGAACGCAUACGAGCUGAACGAUGCUGAAGCACACAAACUCUUGGAAGAAGGUGUUGACCUUACGGGCGAAAUUCCGAUGUCGAACGACCUGCCCAAGAGGUACACCCCGGCCACGAUCCAUGAGAGCGAGCUCGAAGCUCUUGCUCCGGUCCUCAAGGAUGCAGCGCUCUCAAGGGCUCUUGGAGCCGCGGAGGGCCUAUCCAAGGAAGUGUGGGAGAAGACCAUAACGGAAGUUUCGAGGGGAUGGCUCAAGGGACCCAUGGAGCCUGAUGAUGCCGAUGCGCCCUCGGUCGUGUCUAAUCGCUUUGGGGUUAAGCAGAGGGACAAGGUACGGUGCGUCGACGAUAUGUCGGCUAGUUUGAUAAACGCUACCACCUUCGCGGAGGAAAGGAUAUCUCUUCAUUCCGUAGAUGUCAUGGCUUCCGCUGUGGUUGAGUGGUGCGACGCCAGAGACGCCGCGCAGAGGCCUCGCGACUUGACCGCUAAGAGCUUCGAUCUUAAGUGGGCCUUCAAGCAGAUGGCAGUGUCGGCGAGCUCCAGAGACAGGGCGGGACUAGUCAUCAAGGACCCGUCUGGCUGCCCCAAGGUCUUUACAUCGCUGGCCCUGCCCUUCGGGGCCACUCAGAGUGUAUACGCCUUCAACAGGAUGAGCAGGGCACUGUGGACCCUAGGAGUCGUGGCCCUCAGUCUCAUGUGGACGGUUUUCUUUGACGACUUUUGCCUGUUUUCGGAGCCCGCCCUGGAGAAGAGCUCGGACCUGGCUGCAAGGUCCCUCUUCGAUAUCCUUGGAUGGGUGUAUGACACCUCUGGCGAGAAAAACACGGUCUUCGGUAGGACACUACACGCUCUAGGAGUCAGCGUCAACCUGAGACAUCUCACCAAGGGAUCGCUACUCAUCAGCAACACUGAGGCAAGAAUCAGUGAGCUCGUGAGCGAGCUCUCAAACAUUCUCGACAGGGGAAGAAUAUCGAGAUCCGAGGCCAGGCACAUGGCGGGGCGAAUGAGUUUCGCCGGAGGGCAAAUCUUCGGUCGACUCCCGAAGUCCUGUCUUAAAGUAUUCUACUCCGUUUUGGAACGGAACUCUACCGCAAUUGACGGAAGCAUCUCCGCAGCACUUCGGAUGUACAUUGACAUCGCUCAGUUCGCCCCAGCGAGGACGAUUCUCCUGGGUCAGAGGCCCUGCGUCUUUAUAUACACUGACGCGUCCCUGGAACCGACUAAGGAAGGAAACGUCGCGGGAAUAGGCGGAGUCCUGUGCGGACCCACUGGAGAGCCCCUGAGGUUCUUCUCGUACUUCCCUAGCUCAGCUGAGCUUGCUGAGGUGGGAAUAGACCUAGAGUCUAAGUGCAUCUUCUUGCUCGAGUUGGCUGCAGUCUGCUUGGCGUUCAAGGCUUGGGGCGAGGCCCUCAGAGGAAUGAGAGUCGUAUGCUACUGUGAUAAUGAAGGCGCCAAAGCCUGCCUUAUGACUGGAGCAAGCGCUAACAGAGUCGCAAACGACUUGCUGAAGCAUCAAGCCGCAUAUGAGCUCAAGACGGGUGAUAAAGAUUCUUUUGCUGUGGAUGCGCGGGUCGAGGGAGCUGUGUGUCCUAUUGUAUCACUGGACCUUAGCACUGCUGAGGGCCAAAAACACUUCCUUUCGCUUCUUAAUGAGCCUAACCUGGUCUAUGUGCACAUGUCACCGCCGGCUGGUACUGCCACUCGCGGUGCCGGGCUUCGUGAUGACUUGCAUCCGCAUGGGCUUCCUUCCUUGAGAGGUGCAGACAAAGUUCGGGUCAACCAGGCCAACCGCUUGUUCGAAUUUUGUGCUCGUGCCUGCAAGAUAAUGUACAUGCGAGGGAUUUUAUUUUCAGUUGAAGGACCUCUUCAGUCAUUUUUGUGGGCCACCAAGUGGUGGCGAGAUUUAUUCACAGACGUACCAAUUUUCGCCACAACCUUGCACCAGUGCAUGUUUGGCCACUCCCGAAAGAAGGCGACCCUGUUGGUGCACACACUGCCUGCCUUCCUUUGCCUUCAACGCACUUGCGACGGCAAGCAUUCGCACGCUUCUUGGGAUUUCGCUAAGUCCUCUGCCGAGCUUAGUUAUCCUUGGGCUCUCGCACGAGAGAUGUCCACUUUGCUGCGAAAACAAUUGCUUGAUCUGGGUUGUGCCGACGCGCCGCAGUCCUUGCACGAGCUUGAUAACCUAGUGACCGGAGCCCGCGUGUAUUCCGGAGUUCAGGCCAGCAAACGCGUCUUGCCAUUGGUCUCAGAGUUCAAAAACCGGGUCAUGGUUUCAGGGUGUUGCGAUCCCGCUUGUGUCAGUGGCCUUGAGCGCCGGAAAGUCCUAACGGAGGAUUGGACUCCCCCUGCCGGGUCCACUCUGUCGGUGGACCUGCUCUCCAUUCCUGCUGGAAGCAAGGUCCUUAGCAUCUCCACACAAGGGGUGCAGCCAGAUGCCGAAGGGGUAGGUUUAGCGAGUUCGGGAGUGUUGGCGCAACCACCGCCUGCCGAUGCGCAGAAAUGUGAACAUCUAGCUUACGAAAUUAUGUCGCGCCGCCAGCCUGGUGAGCUCACGGCCGAUGACAUGUUCGAAGUCCUGUCACAGACACCCGAAGUCCUUCCAGCCAGGGCCCGAGGUAUCCAAACGGAGGACUCGCACCAGUGGUUCUCCGGAGGCUACAGCCAUGGUCCAAUGGUCGGUGUCCGAAACUCAACUCUGCGCUGCCCUUGGACCACCGCCUUGGCAUGCCGGUAUGUACGCGAGCAAGCUCCGUGGCACAGGUUUGGAGCGAUAGCAUUCACGGUGAACCUUUUGGCUGAGCCACAUGUGGAUGCUCAUAACGACCCUAGCUCUAACAACCUUGUGCUGCCUAUUACGUCGUUCAAACGAGGUGGCCUGUGGCUUGCUGACAAAGCAGGCAGCUCGCCGAGGACCAUAGACGGCACACGAGUGAUGGGCACGGUGCUUUCCUUUGACGGCGGGGGAAUUUGCUUCAACCCACGUGUGCCUCAUGCGACUGAGCGCUGGGAAGGAGAUCGUGCUGUACUAGUUGCAUUCCUCCCGGGAGGUUUGGACGAGCUCGAGCAAUGUGACCGGGCGAUCAUGGACGAGCUCGGCUUCGUCACAUCUGCUUGUGCCACUACCAAUGCAGCCUCACAGCCCGUGAAGUUUACAGCUGAGUUUGGUGUCAGGUGGUCGCCCGAGGAGUUCGUCGAGCAGGCGUGCAAUGUUGAACACCCCAGCAGCCUUUCGAACCUGCUCCCAGCAGACCUUGAAACCGCUGUUCGUAAAAACUUUGAGUUGGGCGAGCACGCAUUGGGGCAGCAUCGGACCGAGCUGAUCAGAAAGUGGAUUGCACGGGCGAACUCCCUCGUUGGUGAAGAGGAUGCGCUGCGAAAGGGAAUGUCCGAUAACCGGCGUCACAUCCUUGCACAAAAACGCCUGAUCCUGUUCAGGACCCUUCUUGAGGAUGCCGAGCACGCUGACCAAGGCCUCUUCAACGACUUAGUGCAAGGGUUCGACCUAGUUGGUAAGUUGCCUGAAAGUGGAUUCUUCAAGAAGAAAUUCAGACCAGCCAGCAUGCUCGAAGCAGACUUGCGACAAGGUGCUGAUCGUGCAAGGGAAGCCACUCUGGCGACUGUUGGGCCAGCGGAUGAUCCUGUCAUCGACGAAGGUGUGCUGCAAGCGACCCUUAAGGAAGUAGACGCCGGUGUAGUCGAGGGACCCAUAGACCCCAGCACGCUUCCUGAGGGAGCCACGCUUACCCGCCGUUUUGGUGUGGUUCAGGGAGAGGUUGAUGGCGCGCCCAAGGUGCGGCCAGUCGAUAAUUAUAGGGCCUCUAGAGUUAAUGCUGCCGUGACGCAAUCGGAGCAAGUCACGGUCCACACUCUUGACGUGGUGGCGGGCAUGAUUUCGUCUUGGCUAGCCCGCGCCAAGGCCCAUCGUGUCCGGUCUGCGAUGAAUGCCAAAACGUGGGACCUUAAGGCUGCGUAUAAACAACUGCCUCUCAGUGACACCGCAUUUGCUCGAGAUGCCUACUUCGUGAUCUACGACCCAAGGAGCCAGAAGCCCGCUGUGUUCAAGCAGCGGGCUCUCCCUUUCGGAUCGCGAGCUUCAGUUACGGCGUUCAUCAGAUGCGCAGUGGCCGUCUGGACGGUAGCAGUCAAGUUGCUGUUCCUAGUUUGGUCCGUCUAUUUCGACGACUACCUUAGCAUCGCCCGCAGCAGCGAAGCAAAGCACGUCGAGCUGGUAAUCAGUGUGUAUUUUAGGCUCCUUGGGUGGAAGGUUUCCACCGAUAAGCUUCUCCCCUAUUCCACUUGCUGUAAGGUGUUAGGGAUUGAGCUUGAUGUGGGAAACGCCAUUCGGGGUUACGCCUUGUUGAAGAAUACCCUGAAACGCCGAAACGAAAUCAUUGCUUCUCUUGAAGAGGUGCUCGCUCGGGGCAGCAUUGACGCGACGACGCUUGAAAAGAUUCGAGGGCGAGCCCAGUUCGCAAGUGGCCAGUUGUUCGGCAGACUGGCGCGGCAGGCGCUUCACUGUUUGUCGGACAAGCCUUCGAAGAGCUUCUGUGUGUCCGAGCGCUUCAGGUGGGGUGCCACUCACCUUGUAGAGCUUUUGCAGAGUGGUUGCUCCAGAGUCGUUUCUAGGGACUUAGGUGAUAACCGCCUUGUUUUUGUAGACGCUUCCUUCGAGCCGUCCGGGCACAGUGGGCUUGGAGGCGUCUGCUACGAUGCCGACGGGAGAAUCUUAAGUUGGUUUGGGGCGACCGUCCCUAGUGACUUGAUUAAGGUUCUGCUGAGUUGCUUCGGGCGCGACAGAGAGACAGUGAUCUUUGAGCUAGAAGCUCUUGCAGUGGUAGUGGCUCUUGAGCUUUUUAAAUGUCAUCUGUCUCAGAGGAACGUUGUAGUGUACACGGACAACUCAGGUGUGCACGGCGCGUUCGUGAAGUGCUGGUCAGAAAACCCAGUAGGCAGUGCGAUGGCUUUCCUGGCAGCCAAGCGUGAGUUUGACUUACAGGCCUUCUUUUACUACGACCGUGUGCCGUCGCACAGCAACCCAGCUGAUAAGUAG